AUGCGUGAAUACGCUGUCGACUUGUCCUACCGAGCCUCUAUCUUGCUCAAACUCCCAUUGAAGGUCCCCUUAGCUGCCGCUGUUAUCAUACAGCGCUUCUACUUCCGGAAGGGCUUCACUGCCUUCAACGCCAGAAUUGUGUCAUGCGCUGCGACGUUCCUCGGGUGUAAGUACGAGGAGACUCCUAGAGCUAUGUGGAAGGUGGUACAGGUCUUUCAGCUUUUGCAUUUACGUGAAGUGGAACCGAGGACGGACGGCAGGCAGUGGGAACUAGUUGAAGCCAUCGAUCUGACAAGUGAUGAGUACAAGCAGAUCAAGACGGAAGUGAUGAGAGCUGAGCGCUAUAUUCUCCGCGAGCUCGGCUUUGAGAUCGGACAGCUGCUGUUCCCUUCCGCCCAUGCUAUGCUGGUUCCCCUGGUUCAAAGUGUAUUCGGUGCAUGUGGUCAUGGCGUGGCUAAGAGUGUAGCUCGGCGUGCUUGUCCGAUACUCACCGAUAUUCAUCGGUCUCCCAUAAUCUGCUUCUUACCACCAGAAGCACUAGUUGCCGGAGCUAUGUUCAUGGCCGAUGCUGAGCGCCCUGACGAGUCCGGUUUAGCGGAGACUACUUGGUGGGAGGCCCUCGGUGUCUCCCAGGGCCAAUUGGAGCUCUUCAUUGAUGAAGUAUUACGGCUAAGGAGAGCGCCUGAUGAGCUCACAUAUUUCUCCCUCUAUCCCCCGAAAGUAGAAAAACAGCUCACCACCCCUCAGCCUUCGGUUAGCUCUGCUGCGGCUUCGCCAGUAACAUUGGAUGAUGAGCAGCCGACUGAAGUCCUGGCUGCGAAGCCCGAGGUGAAGGAGCAAGUUGAACGUCCUGUGGUGCUACGACCAGCACCGAAUAAAAAAGAACCACAUUCGCAGCCUCCUGGCAAGGCAUCUGUGAAGAGGCGCGCAUCUUCUGGUUCGAAACGUCCAGAAGGAGAUCUUGCUCAGGAAGUAGAGGACGUCGAGAACGCCUCAGCGAUGGCUCACGGACACACGAGAGUUCUCGUGAUCGUCGCCAUCAUGAUCACCGUCAUGAGCGUGGACGAAGCUGGUAUGAACGUCGAUGACAGACCUUUGGUUGAGAUAUCCUGUUGA
Perkinsus marinus ATCC 50983 is the source of this 1116-nucleotide messenger RNA. RefSeq names its product Cyclin-L2, putative. The record is from RefSeq and is a predicted model, not a curated record. Bases 1 to 1116 code for a protein of 371 amino acids. Gene Ontology annotation, cellular component: nucleus. Gene Ontology annotation, molecular function: cyclin-dependent protein serine/threonine kinase regulator activity. NCBI's taxonomy places the organism in Eukaryota, Perkinsozoa, Perkinsida, Perkinsidae. The transcript is spliced from 2 exons. Gene Ontology annotation, biological process: regulation of transcription by RNA polymerase II.